This is a messenger RNA of Camelina sativa (false flax), 1978 nucleotides long. Lineage: Eukaryota; Viridiplantae; Streptophyta; Magnoliopsida; Brassicales; Brassicaceae. The record is from RefSeq and is a predicted model, not a curated record.
AGAAAACUAUGGGCCAUAAUUGACCAAACAUAGAUAAUUAAGGAGGUAUCUUCUGAAAUAUGAGAAAAGUUAUUAUCAUACCUUGUUGGCUUGUCAAUCCAAAACAUUGUUUUGUCUGGUAUACUUAAUUAGUCAAGACUUUUGAUUGUACAAAAUUAAAAGUCAUCGAUUCCCUUGUCUUGUUGUCUCUUUGCUUGUUAAUUAUUUGUCUAGUUUUUUUUUUUUUAUGAUGAUCACUCCAAGAAACUUCAAAGAACCUCUCGGAUCCGAGAGUUCUAUAUAUCAACCAGCUCUUUUCUGAUGUCCCUAAAUCUAAGCUCUUUUUCAGGUUGUGAUGGAUCAAAUUCGGGGUUUGCGGUUUCUAGGCCGAGCAGAAACAUGUUCUCGAGUUGUUCUUCUCAUGGUUCUGGUUGUUGCCUUCGUUUUAGGCCUUCAGUAUUUCGAGCUGGCACCAUUAUCUAUUUUUUCACCUGGAAAUGUAAACGUUUCUAAGUUCAGAGAUUCCAAUUAUAACACCACCAAAAGUGCUGAAAAUGAAACGUUUCUUGCAUCUCAAGAAGAAGCAUCGUCUGGAUUCAAGCCGUAUAAUAGCACAACGAAAGUCUCGAAGAGUUUUGAGCACAAGUUUCUGAAUGAUGCUCCCAAAACAGAAGCUUCUCGGCAAAGUAAAGGCAAUGAAACCACCACUAGUUCUCUGCAUUCUCUUCAACCCAAAAUCCCUAGAAUCCGCAAGAAACAUGAACAGAGGAACACCAAAAAGCCACCUUUAGUUGUCAUAUCAAUAACUCAGAUGAACAAUAUGAUGUGGAAGCGGCAUAAUGAUCCAAAAAAUUCACUUGCACCUCUUUGGGGAUCAAAAGUGGACGAAGAGCUUAAAACUGCAAGAGACAAGAUCAAGAACGCCGCUUUGGUCAAGAAGGAUGAUACUCUUUAUGCGCCUCUCUACCAUAACCUAUCUACUUUCAAAAGGAGCUAUGAGCUAAUGGAACAGACUCUUAAAGUGUACGUCUACGCGGAAGGGGACAGACCAAUCUUCCAUCAGCCAGAAGCAAUGAUGGAAGGGAUUUACGCAUCAGAAGGAUGGUUUAUGAAACUAAUGGAGAGUAGCCAUAGAUUCUUGACAAAAGAUCCCACCAAAGCUCAUCUAUUCUACUUGCCUUUCAGUUCCAGAAUACUUCAACAGAAACUUUACGUUCAUGAUUCUCAUAGUCGUAGAAAUCUUGUCAAAUAUCUCAGGAACUACAUCGAUCUUAUCUCUUCCAACUACACUUUUUGGAAUAGAACUCACGGCUCUGAUCAUUUCUUCACCGCUUGCCAUGAUUGGGCUCCAGCUGAGACUAGAGGGCCAUACAUGAACUGCAUUAGAUCACUCUGUAACGCUGAUGUCGGAGUAGACUUCGUAGUCGGAAAAGACGUCUCUUUGCCGGAAACAAAAGUCUCUUCGUCACAAAACCCUAACGGAAAAAUUGGAGGUAACCGUCCUUCCAAGCGAACCAUCCUCGCCUUCUUCGCCGGAAACCUACACGGUUACGUCAGACCCAUCUUGCUUAACCAUUGGUCUUCGAGACCCGAGCCAGAUAUGAAGAUCUUUAACCGUGUCGAUCACAAAUCGUACAUCCGGUACAUGAAACGAAGCAGAUACUGCGUUUGCGCUAAAGGUUACGAGGUGAAUAGCCCUAGAGUGGUGGAGUCGAUUCUUUACGGCUGCGUUCCGGUGAUUAUCUCUGAUAACUUUGUGCCACCGUUUCUUGAGAUUCUUAACUGGGAAUCUUUCGCCGUGUUCGUGCCGGAGAAGGAGAUUCCUAAUCUGAGGAAGAUUCUGGUAUCGAUCCCGGUGAGAAGAUACGUGGAGAUGCAGAAGAGAGUGUCGAAGGUUCAAAAACAUUUCAUGUGGCAUGAUGGUGAACCGGUUCGGUACGAUUUAUUUCAUACGAUUCUUCAUUCGGUUUGGUAUAACCGGGUUUUUCAGACGUUUUAG